Messenger RNA from Salvelinus namaycush (lake trout), 600 nucleotides. Its product is annotated as NEDD4-binding protein 2-like 1. NCBI's taxonomy places the organism in Eukaryota, Metazoa, Chordata, Actinopteri, Salmoniformes, Salmonidae. The record is from RefSeq and is a predicted model, not a curated record. The transcript is spliced from 5 exons. The coding region runs from base 33 to 572 and encodes 179 amino acids.
UUGGUGGUGAAGCAGUCUGAAGUAAAAGAGAAAUGGUGAGAGGGAGAAGACAAAGUCAACGCAGGAAGAAACUGAUCAUCCUUCGAGGUUUGCCAGGAGUUGGAAAGACAACGAGGGCAAAAAACCUCUGUGAUGAAUAUGCAAGACUUGGACUGGAAGCAGAAAUUUUCUCCACUGACAGGUACCAUGAAAGUACCAACUACACCAAAGGAAACUUUCAACGCAACCAUCAGCAGAAUAGAGAGGAUGUUUUUAAAGCCUUGAACAGAGGUGUGGAUCUGAUCAUCGUUGACAACACAAACAUUUCUCUUUGGGAGAUGUGGCCCUAUAUCCACAUGGGGAUGCGACAGGGUGAAUAUUACAUCACUAUGAUGGAGCUGCCUAAAGGCUAUCCUCAGAACUAUAUCUCCAUCAACAAGCUGUACAGCUGUUGUAGGCAUAAGAUCCCCAAGCGUAAGUUCAGGUCCUUUGAGGCUCGCUGGGAAGACGCUUACAACAUCUGGCAUGUACUUAACGACAGCUACUCCAUAAACCGCUGGGAGCAAUGCGAAGAGGAAUGGAACGUCCAGUGAUGAAGACAUGCUGGCCCCCCCCCCCCCC